Rhodamnia argentea is the source of this 1775-nucleotide messenger RNA. RefSeq lists its product as uncharacterized. The transcript has 8 exons. The coding region runs from base 198 to 1490 and encodes 430 amino acids. Lineage: Eukaryota; Viridiplantae; Streptophyta; Magnoliopsida; Myrtales; Myrtaceae. The record is from RefSeq and is a predicted model, not a curated record.
CCUUCCCACUAUCCCACUGAAAAUUUGGCUUUUUUUAAGGGGGUGACGACGAUGAGGAAGCUGGUGUCGCUGCGCAACCGCACUACUGUCUUCUUAAGCUCCUCCUUCCACCGUCUUCUGCGUAGCCUAGCUCCUCCUUGUUGAAGGGUCUCUGUUCAAAUCUUUCCGGGCUUUGGCUGGACUCUUUCGCUCGAACCAUGGAAAGUUGGGGUGGCUUGCACUCUCUCCGACGAGGAAAGGCGAGACCUUUGGCCGUGAUCUUCUAUGCCCUUUGGGGCUUCGUUGCCGUCUCCGUAGCUUGUGCUUCUUCUCCUUCUUCGUCGAGCCUGAGCUCGAAGCAGAAGCUCCAAGUUCAGAAGCACUUGAGGCGUUUGAACAAACCGGCCCUCAAAAGCAUUAAGAGCCCAGAUGGGGACGUAAUCGACUGCGUCCAUAUCUCCGACCAGCCAGCAUUUGAUCACCCUUUCCUGAAAGACCACAAAAUUCAGAUGAGACCUAACUACCACCCAGAAGGGCUGUUUGAUGAGAACAACGUGUCCACAGAAGGAAAAAGGAGGAGAAACCCAGUGACUCAGCUCUGGCACUUGAGUGGUAAAUGCCCAGAGAACACCAUACCCAUCAGGAGAACAGACAAGGAUGAUGUUCUUAGAGCAAGCUCAGUCAAAAGAUACGGGAGAAAGCAGCACAGAACCAUACCUCAGCCUAAGUCUGCUGAUCCUGGUCUUAUCAACCAAGGAGGUCAUCAGCAUGCCAUAGCUUAUGUCGAUGGAGGCAAGUACUACGGAGCCAAAGCAACCAUAAAUGUGUGGGAACCAAAGAUAGAGCGACCGAACGAGUUUAGCUUGUCUCAGCUGUGGAUUUUGGGAGGCACUUUUGGCGAAGACCUCAACAGCAUUGAAGCUGGUUGGCAGGUCAGUCCAGAACUUUACGGCGAUAAUAACACACGACUCUUUUCUUACUGGACUAGUGAUGCAUAUCAAGCAACUGGUUGUUACAACCUCCUGUGUUCAGGAUUCAUUCAAAUCAACAACGAGAUAGCGAUGGGGGCCAGCAUAUCGCCGGUCUCCGCUUAUCGUAAUUCGCAGUACGAUAUCAGUAUACUUGUCUGGAAGGAUCCGAAUGAAGGGCACUGGUGGAUGCAAUUCGGGGACGACUACGUUCUGGGCUACUGGCCCUCAUUCCUGUUCUCAUACUUGGGAGACAGCGCAUCCAUGAUCGAGUGGGGAGGCGAGGUCGUGAACACGGAACCCAGCGGUGAACACACGUCAACCCAAAUGGGAAGCGGCCAUUUCCCUGAAGAAGGGUUCGGGAAGGCGAGUUACUUCAGGAACCUUCAGGUCGUCGAUAGCUCCAACAAUCUCAGGGCCCCGAAAGAGAUUGGCACCUUCACGGAGCUAUCUGGUUGCUACGAUGUCCAAACAGGCAGUAAUGCGGAUUGGGGCCAUUACUUUUACUACGGAGGCCCUGGUAGAAACCCAAAAUGCGCAUGAUCGAUGUCUUCUCUCUCCUCUCAUUGUCCCAUGGUAUGGAUAUAAAAUGCAUCCCCACCAUGCCAUCUGCCCUUCAAACCUGUGGUCAGGCCAGUAACUAAGUGACCUCUUUGUGCAGUUGGAAGUUUUUGACUGUGUCUCUAAGUUUGGAAUAAGUGGUUGUAGAGCUGACCAAGUAUGUCCCAAAGCCUGAAAAAAAAAACAGGCCUUUUGAUCAUCUCUCUCCUUAAAUCUGUGUAUACUGUGUCUCUUUGUUUGAGUCAUUAUCGAGUGGCUUGUUGCUGU